Polypterus senegalus (gray bichir) is the source of this 2891-nucleotide messenger RNA. It is a transcript of the gene eif1b, whose product is annotated as eukaryotic translation initiation factor 1B. NCBI's taxonomy places the organism in Eukaryota, Metazoa, Chordata, Cladistia, Polypteriformes, Polypteridae. The record is from RefSeq and is a predicted model, not a curated record. Gene Ontology annotation, molecular function: translation initiation factor activity; RNA binding; ribosomal small subunit binding. Gene Ontology annotation, cellular component: eukaryotic 43S preinitiation complex. The coding region runs from base 170 to 511 and encodes 113 amino acids. Gene Ontology annotation, biological process: translational initiation. The transcript is spliced from 5 exons.
AUACUUGGUGGGGUAACUUGCGGCUGCUUCUCGGACUACAAUUACCGUCAGUCACCGGGGUAGCCGUUUUAGCGACAAGAGAAGACGGCAGGCUUUAUAAGAUCUAACAAGCAGGCAACGCCUAGCCGGGGAAUAUUUCGUUUCUAUACCGUUCUCGUCCUAAUAUCGCAUGUCCACUAUUCAGAACCUCCAAUCUUUCGACCCCUUUGCUGAUGCAACUAAGGGUGACGACUUACUCCCGGCAGGGACUGAAGAUUAUAUUCACAUAAGAAUUCAACAGCGAAACGGCCGAAAGACGCUUACUACAGUCCAAGGGAUUGCAGAUGACUAUGACAAAAAGAAACUUGUAAAAGCAUUUAAAAAGAAAUUUGCUUGUAAUGGUACUGUGAUUGAACACCCUGAAUACGGUGAAGUUAUUCAACUUCAAGGUGACCAAAGAAAGAACAUUUGUCAGUUUCUGCUUGAGGUUGGCAUUGUCAAAGAGGAGCAACUGAAAGUUCAUGGAUUUUAAAACAAUGAAGGAAGGUUUAUGGAGACUUCAUACUCUAAGGACUGAUCUGUUUGGUAUAUUCUGAACAAAAAGAAGUUUAGCAACACAUCUUGUUGUUCAAAAGUAGUCUGGGAACACAUGUAAAUGUAUUGUGAUUGGAUGAAAUUGAAUUAUUCAGUGAGGUAAGGGGUUAGUAGAGCAAGUUCAGGUACCAAUCAUGUGAAAAUAGUACCUUUGUGUCUUAAGUGCAGAGAGUGCAGAUUGUUAGCUGGUUAACAAGGAUAAUUAUAUUCACAGAAUUGGAAACAUUCUUAUUGACCCAAAAACCAUGUUUACACCAGGGUUGAAUUGGAUUAUAACUUGCAUUACUGCUUUUAAGAAGAGGAGCAGGUAGGUUGACACAUUUCCUUAACUAUUAGGAUUGCUUGUUCUCAGCAAUCCUAGAGGAUGGACAAUUCUGUACUAAGAAUUUCAUAUGUUUUUUUUCUUGGUGUCAUUGGUGAACUCCUGUCUGAACUUGAAUAUUUUAAAAUUCAAUCAUAGUGACUGUUAAGACCGAAUGGUCACAUUGGAACAUUGUUACAUUUCAUGUCACCUCACUGCAUCUAUAUACACAAUUGCAAUGGUAAGCAGUUCUGAAACCUGAUAAAUAGAAAAGACAAAUCCACAGAGAUUUUUAUGUAAUUACUGGCAAACUUCACUUUUAAUUAAUGAAGCUAAAUAUGCGUCAUUGGUUACAUGCAGCAAUAAGUUGCACAUUUGAUUUAAGCUGGUAGCAAAUAAACAGGUGUUGCUAAACUUGCUUUUUUCACAUUCUUUUAAUUUAUCCUUAAUAUUUGCAGUGAUAGGACUCAUGUGAAAUUAUGAUUUUGUUCCCAGUUGCAUGAUUACAAAAAAAAUUAAUUUUUGAUUAUUUUCCCAGCCUAAAAUAAGAUGGUGACAUAAGAAAUACAUUUUAGCUCGUUUCCAGUGGAAAUGUUUUUAGUUAAGAGUGUUAUUUUUCACCCAGUCCAACCUAACUUUUAAUGUAUUAAUGUGUUCUAUAAGCAACAUUACCAAUAAAAACAGGUGAGGAUUCUGGGUUGCAUUUUUACUGUGUUAUGUUGCAGACAGAUUUGUUUUAUGAAUUUGCUCAUACCUUCACUUGAAUCUGAAAGAUGUUUCUUUGCUGAAUUGCAAUCCUUACUACUUUUUUCUUCUUUGCAAUUAAGAAUAUAUUAAUAUGCAUGUUUUAAUUAAUUGCUUAUUAAUCAUAAAAUUUCUAUACCGGUACAAUGCUAGUCAUGCAUGAAACCUUUUUCAAUUCCUAUAAAAUUUAGUCAGCAGUCAAAAUACUUGCCACAUUAAAUGUCUUUGACCUUGGAGCAGCAAAUGUUGUAGACUGCUUUGGCAUUCACAAUAGUCACUUUAUAUUUAUUUUCUUUUUUUGUUUUGUGCUGAUCUUUCAUGAGUGAUUCUUAUUUUCUUAGAUUUUAUCCUUCUGAUGUCAAAGCAUAAACCUUACUUUAAGCAUUAAGAAAAUAUAAUUGACACUUUAAAUUCUUCUAACCCAAAAAAGCUUUUUGUAUUUUGAGUUUUUAACAGUGUUCUGUUCCUAGUUGGGGCUUAAACUUUGUGAAAAUUAUACCAUCUCCUUAUUUUUCUUGCAUUUUCUCUGGUACUCUGGUUUCUUUCCACACCUUAAAGAUAUGUCUAUUAGGAUAACCAGGAAUUUAACUGGCCUCUUAGGGUAUGUGGUGUAAUGUAAUGGUCAGUCUGUUUAAGGUUAGUUCCUGUGUUCUGUUGCUAAUAAUCUUAGCAGUGACAGAUACUACAACCCCUUGACCCUUUUCAGCAUUUUUCUUAUGGUAUAUGCAUGUGGUAGUCUAAUUAUUUAGCUUGGUUACAUCAUUUUGCUCUUCUGAAUAAGAGCAUUUUUAAACCCUUCCCAUUAUUUUAAUUUAGAGCAUGAUUAUUAAUCCUGUCUUAGCCUUGCUAGGUAAAAUGCAAUUUUAUUUUUGUAGUUGCUAGUUUGAGAAUUAUGUUUCAACUCAUUUCCUUAACAGUCGUCUGUUUCAUUAUUGUUCAUAGUUGAUCUUUACAGUAUAUUUGUUUGUUAUCUGUUCCACUCUAAAAAAUGUUAUUAACUUUAAUGAUUUUGGGUCUUAAUGAAUGUGUAUAUAGCAUUCAAAAUAGCAACUUCCUUAAGUCUGCACUGCACUAAAAAUCUAUGGAUAUUGUAUUUUCUGGUGCUUUCUGUCAGGGUGGGUUUUUAGGAAGAGUCAUACCAAGGGAAGAGGGUUCCCUUUGUUUUGGGUUUCUUUGUCUAAGAUAUGAAAAGGUUCUUACUGUUUUAUGUGGAAACUGCAUAAACUUGAAAGGAGAAUACAUGAAGUGCUACCCAAUAAAUAUGGUAAUGAUA